This is a messenger RNA of Arctia plantaginis, 333 nucleotides long. Lineage: Eukaryota; Metazoa; Arthropoda; Insecta; Lepidoptera; Erebidae. The record is from the annotation of a GenBank genome assembly.
AUGUUGGUUGUUAUGUGUGGCGCAGUGGGCCCGUUGGGCGCGGGCCACCGCUGCGAGGUGUGCGGCAAGCUGCUGUCCACGCGGCUCACGCUCAAGCGGCACACGGAGCAGCAGCACCUGCAGCCCCUGCACUCGGCGCGCUGCAGCCUCUGCCACAAGGUGUUCCGUACGCUCAACUCGCUCAACAACCAUAAGAGCAUCUACCACCGCCGGCAGCGCGGCGUGCCGCAGCAGACGCAGCCGCAGAACCUCACCACCGGCCCCGACACUAAGAUCAAUCCGCCACACCACACCAUUGACUUCUACAAGUUCAAAGACCAGUUCAACGUCUAA